This is a messenger RNA of Paramisgurnus dabryanus, 1936 nucleotides long. RefSeq names its product C-C chemokine receptor type 5-like. Gene Ontology annotation, molecular function: C-C chemokine receptor activity; C-C chemokine binding. Lineage: Eukaryota; Metazoa; Chordata; Actinopteri; Cypriniformes; Cobitidae. The record is from RefSeq and is a predicted model, not a curated record. Gene Ontology annotation, cellular component: external side of plasma membrane; membrane. Gene Ontology annotation, biological process: cell chemotaxis; immune response; positive regulation of cytosolic calcium ion concentration.
GGAACCCUUAGUGUGUACAAUCAGCUGCUUUAUUAGAAAGCAAAUCGACAAUGCAAAAUCUCUCCAGGGCAAAAUGUCACUAAAUAUUUUAAUAUAUUUGUCUGAUGUUGCAGUAACAGUUGGUCAAACAGAUAAUUAAAUUUUCUGGUUGAACGAAGUGGAAAUGCACACAUUGGUUGCCAGAAUGUAGGCCUUCUUUAAUUUCAACCUAUUCUCACUGUUGUAAAAUCUGAUUGUGAAAUGAUAACAACCUACAGUAAGCUAUGAAUAUCUAGAAAACAGAGAACAAGUGUACAGAAGUGUUUUUGCAAGUCAAGGCCUCCUAAAUUUAAACCAGAGGAAGUUUCAUAAUCCACUACUCUGAUUUUCCAUGUUCACUGCAAAAGCGUCUUUUGUGUGCACACUUCUGUGCUUAAUUGUUUUGGGAACAGUGGUUUGUAAUGAACAGGACCACUUCACAACCUCUUUGGACAGAGAUGGCUACCACUAGUCAUCUUUACCUGAAUGGACGUGCAUUCUCCACUUUGCAUGGACCAGUUACUGAUGAAGCAAACACCACUCCCUUAUACAACUAUGAUGACUACUACAGUGACGUUCUUGAUCCAUCUGUAAUUGCCUGUGAUUAUGGAGGUCAUGCAUCCAACAUCCUACCUGUGUUAUACUCUCUGUUCUUCGUGUUGGGCCUGCUGGGUAACAUGCUGAUGUUAUGGGUGAUGUUGAAGGGUGUGAAGCUGAAAAGCAUGACUGACAUCUGUCUCCUGAACCUGGCUUUAGCUGAUCUGCUGCUGAUCUCCUCUCUCCCAUUCCUGGCUCACUAUGCCAGAGAUCAGUGGGUCUUUGGAGGCCCCAUGUGCACCAUGGUUUUAGGCGUCUAUCACAUUGGAUUCUACAGUGGGAUUUUCUUCAUUGUACUGAUGAGUGUUGACAGAUAUUUAGCUGUGGUUCAUUCUGUGUUUGCUUUGAAAGACAAUACAAAGACACUUGGGAUUAUAGCCAGUGUGAUCAUCUGGAUCAUUGCUGUUGCAGCAUCGUUUCCAGAGCUUAUGUACCUGAAAACCAAUGAACACAAUAAUAAAAUAUACUGUCAGUCUUAUCCAACAGAUGAUCAGAAAUCUCACCAUUAUGCAAAGACGGUUGGUAUUAUUAAAAUGAAUGUUUUAGGAUUAAUUAUUCCACUGUGUGUAAUUGGAUUUUGUUACUCAAUGAUUCUUCACAGACUCUUAACAGUUAGUUCUUCCAGGAAACAGGCCGUAAGACUUGUCAUUGUAGUGAUGGUUGUCUUCUUCUGCUGUUGGGCUCCAUACAAUAUUGCAGCUUUUGUGAAAGCAUUGGAGAUGAAUGAACUCAUAAAGACAUCCUGUGAAAAAAGCAAAGCAAUCACUCUUAGUCUUCAGAUCACAGAAGCUCUGGCUUACUCACACAGCGGCUUGAAUCCCAUUCUCUAUGUGUUUGUAGGAGAGAAAUAUAGGAGUUACCUUUUAAGACUCCUAAACAAAACACCCAUCAGCAGAUUACAGUUCAUCAAGAGUUGCCUUACACAGGUUUCAGGAUCUGUUUAUUCACAGACUUCCAGUGUGGAUGUGAGACAUACAGCAGUGUGAUUGAAAUCGAGAUCCCAAAAUACCAUUACAAGGGCACCUGUUUGACAGUUGGGGGGUGUUUGAAGGAUAUUUUCCUUUCCUUUUGUGAGUUAUUUUACUGUGGCAUCUAGUAAGUGAAUGUUUAUGGUAGUUCUGGUCACCAUGGAGUAACAUGGGCAGUCAAGAUCAAUGAUCAAUAACACUUUAACUUAGAUCAGAGGUAAAAUAGCAGCGAUUGUGAUUGGGUCUCACUGUAAAAAAAAUCACUAAAAAGUGUUUAUACUGCACUGUGCAAAACUAAUGCAAUAUUAAAGGAACUGCAUAUAAAGGCAGAGGAAAUCCUUAUUCUACACUGU